AUGUCAGAUAUUUCAACGCUUUCAAGAGCCGAUCCACAAGAUGUUCUUGAUGCAUUAGAAUUAAAUAGAAGGCUUCAAAAUGAAUUAGACAGAAUUAAAUCAGGUAUUGACGCAGCAUUACAACGCAAUAUAAUUUUACAGGAGCGUCUCACACGAAUGAGACAGAAGGAAGCUGAAGCCGAUGGUUACUCUAAAACUGUACAAGAUACACCAAGUGUAAGAACUUUUGGCCCUCCAUUUUUUGUCGACGCGGAGGGAAAUACUCCACCUGAGAAUGAAGAUACAAGUGUUCGGCCGUUAAUUUUUAAAAGUACAAGAUGGACUCUGAGCGAAAAAGAUGCAUUGCGAAGGGGUGUUCAAGAUCAUAAUAUGAGACGGGAAACGUUACGAGCUAUGAGGGAAGGCAGAACAAUUCAAUCCGUGGAAAAAAUGCCAAAGGUUAUGUUUCUAUAUAAUGUGGAAGAAAUAAAUUGGUCACAAAUUGCAAAACAAUAUGUACCUACAAAAACAAAAGAAGAAUGUAUCAUUCAAUGGACAAAUCACGAUCACCCAUGCAUUAAUAAUGAUGAAUGGACUACUUUAGAGACGAAAAAAUUACUUGAAAUCGCUGAACAAAAUAAUGGUAGAAAUUGGCAGAAAAUUGCAUUAGAAUUAGGAACAAAUAGAACUGCUGCCGAAUGUUUUAAGCAAUACAACAAGCAAUCUUCUGAUCCUCGUAAAUGGUCAAAGGAGGAAGAUGAUAUACUUAUACGAGCGGUAGAUCUUUAUGGUGAAAAGAAUUGGCAACAAGUUGCACAUUGCCUUGAUAAUAGAACAGGCCAGCAAUGCCUACACCGAUGGACUAAAACCUUGAACCCAGCAAUCAGACGUGGUCGCUGGAAAAAGGAAGAAGAUGAAGCACUUCGAAAUGCGGUCUCUAUCUAUGGUGCCGGUAAUUGGGUUAAAGUACAACAAUAUGUACUAGGUAGAACAGAUGUACAGUGUCGUGAGCGUUGGAUGAACGUUCUUAAUCCAAACAUUAAGAAAGAUUCAUGGACUAACGAAGAGGAUACAAAAUUGUUAGAGUUAGUAAAAAGCAUAGGAGCAGGAAAAUGGGCAAAGAUUUCUGCAUUUAUGGACGGGCGUACAGACAAUCAGUGUUGGAGACGAUACAAGGUGUUAAAAAAAUUGGAAAUGCAGAAUAGGGAUGGGGUCGACUUGAGCCAGCUCGGCUCGGCUCAAAAAGCCAAGCCGAGCAGGCUCAAGCCGGCUCAAAAUCAAUAUAUGUCGUCCAUUCUCAACGAUAUCUUCAUCACGUCCAUCAUCGCAUUUAAUUUUUUGGGCCGUUUUAUUAUACAACAAGG
This is a messenger RNA of Racocetra persica, 1343 nucleotides long. Lineage: Eukaryota; Fungi; Glomeromycota; Glomeromycetes; Diversisporales; Gigasporaceae. The record is from the annotation of a GenBank genome assembly.